Molecule: messenger RNA, 859 nt
Organism: Pogona vitticeps (central bearded dragon)
Lineage: Eukaryota; Metazoa; Chordata; Lepidosauria; Squamata; Agamidae
Product: lens fiber membrane intrinsic protein
Cellular component (GO): plasma membrane
Source: RefSeq, a predicted model, not a curated record
AGCCAAAAAAUUUUGGCUCAAGUUGCUUGGCUUUUGUUGCAUUGUCUUCUUUUCAGCGAAGGGAAGUUAAGCAACACCACACUUGUUUUGUAAUUACUAUUUCUAAGUUCUGUCUUAAGGUCUUGCUUGUGUUUUCAAUGCAUUUUGCAACACUGGGUUUCCAAGUACUAGGUGGCAUUUAGCUUUCAAAAAAAGAAAGACUGAAGUGGGAGGCUCCAAGAAGAGCCAGUAGUAGCACCAGGGAACUUCUGCUGUUGGAUGUGAAGAUCUGUUCCUGUGGCGCUGUCUGGUCAGAUCCCACCAUGAAUGUCCUGCAGAUCUGCUCAGUGAUCUGCUCUUUUGUCAGCCUUCUGCUGUUCCUUAUAUCCCUUUGCUCAAACUACUGGGUGGUAAAUAGUACUGUGCAUGCGGGUCUUUGGAGGUAUUGUGUCUUGAAUGCUUGUUCUUUAUUUGGGAUGAAGCUGGGAGCUGCAGGCCACGCUGUUCGAGCUUUUAUGCUGCUGGGGAUGAUUGCUGGUGCCGUCUCUUUCUUUGGUCUUUGCUCCUCAUUCUUUAAAUCUAAAGUCAGCUCCAUGUCCCUGAUCAAGACCUCAGCUAACGCCAGUAUCCUUGCAGCACUUUGUGUCAUGAUUGCCAUGGCCAUUUUCACAGGAGCUUCAUCUGCCCCAGGAUUUGUUUACGGCUGGUCUUUCAUCUUCGGAUGGGCUUCUUUUCCUCUGUUUCUGAUAACAGGUGUGGUGACUAACCUAUCACGAAGUCGAUCAUAGGAGUGAUCAUGCAGAAAAGGUGCUGAAGCUUUGUGAGAUGACACAAAUUACAAGCAUUUGCAGACGACUUGGUGUUUAUUUUGGAAGAUCCA